AUGGUUCAAGUUAUCAAGACAGGAAGAACGUGUUUUGUGAAAGAGCUGCUCCGGCACGGACUACCUAUACUACCAGUAUAUGUCUAUGAAGCUACCAAGGCGCAUGCGAAGGGAAUCUUGGGAAGCUUCCUAGAAAAUGGAUGGGAUAUCAACCAGCCCAUGGGCCCAAUGCAUCCUCCGAUUCUCAGUAAUGCCCUCGACAAUCUCGAAAUGACAACUUGGCUUCUUGAACAUGGGGCCGACCCAAAUCGUCGAUGUGACAUCGAUUUCACGCCGCUCUCUCACGCAGUCGAACACGCCUCUUUGCCAAUCGUCAAUCUUCUGCUAAGUCGUGGUGGCGACGUCACAAAAGGGCAGGUUUUACACCAUGCAGUCGCUCGCGAGUCCGAUACGGUAGCUGUCCUGAAGCUCCUCAUUGCUCGGGGCGCUCCAAUCAACGCCAUCAUGUAUCGAGAUCACCAGCCUUCCUGGAAUAUGAACUUUUUUAUGGGAGAAACUCCUCUCCACAAGGCAGUAUUCCUCCGCAAGAUCGAUGUCAUUCAUUAUCUUCUUAGCCAAGGAGCAGACUUGAAUGUCAGGGAUGUCAGGAACCGAACAGUAACACAAUGUGCGGAUGAAUAUCUUCAAAGGGAGAUCACAAAAAACCCACGAUACUACUAA
Messenger RNA from Penicillium brevicompactum, 660 nucleotides. Its product is annotated as ankyrin repeat domain-containing protein. The transcript is spliced from 2 exons. The record is from RefSeq and is a predicted model, not a curated record. Gene Ontology annotation, molecular function: protein binding. Lineage: Eukaryota; Fungi; Ascomycota; Eurotiomycetes; Eurotiales; Aspergillaceae. The coding region runs from base 1 to 660 and encodes 219 amino acids.